AACAGGUGCGUCGCCCCGCCAACACUCUCUUCCUCUCUCUCCGCCCAUCACAGUCAUACGGGCGCAAUGACGUCGUCAGACCUCGACUCAUUCCUCAAGUCGUGGGUCGUACACGACAAGCGAUUCAUCUCAUAUCGUCUCUUGUCGAGGCACAAGGGAAUCCAUGUCAGCGAGGCGAAAAGGGCUCUGGAGUCAUUCGCCAAGGGCAACCAGACGAAUGUCAAGGUCACCCACGUCGUGCAGGGAUACGAUGAGGAGGCGGGGAUGGAGCAGGUGCUCAUCGUGGGAGAAGACAAGUUGCAAGGUCUUUUGUCUCGCCUCAGCGCCCCCUCCUCCCACAUAUACGCCCUUUUCCCCUCCCUCGCAUCCUCCUCGUCCUCAUCCAAAUCCCUCACCACAACCGAAAUCAGCCUCCUCUCCACCGUCCCCCUCACCCUGAACAGUGACAUGGCAUACCGCACAGCGUGGGAGCAGGCCGAUCGAGGCAAGGACUUCGGGGUACUCUACAACCCGCGCGUGGCAGAAGGGGACCCAAGAGCCGUCAAGGCUGCCGCUCAAGCCGCGGCUGCCGCGCAGGCUCAGGCUGCGGCCGCCGAGAAGCAACAGCGCACGGCCUCGGCUCCUGCUGGCUCGGCCUCGGGCUCAGGCUCUACCUCAAAAGCUGCGGCAACGACAGCAGCACCAGCAGCGCCCAGCAAGAAGGAAUCCACGAAAGCGGGUCUGGACUGGAGCAAGGCCAAGCCCCCCAAGUCAAAGGAGGUCAAAGCCAAAUCGCCUACCCCUCCCUCUCCUCCUCCUGCCGAAGACUCCGACGGGGACGCGGAUUCGGACGCUCCAAUCGCACAAGUAGGCUACGCCGACGACGACGACGACGACGACGACGACGACGACGAAGCGGACGAAGCCCCGCGAGGAGCGAGUAGGGUCAAACGAGCGGAUGCUGCCCCUUCUUCCAAGCAGGCCAAAUCGAGCGCGGCGGAGCGAGAGGAGAACAAACGCAAGUUGCGCGAGAUGAUGGAGGUGGAUAGCGAUGCGGACGAGGAGCCGGGCCAGGCCGUACCGGACGUUGAGGCCAAGGAGGACGAAGAGGGGGAAGCGUCGACGUCGACGUCCACUUCGAUGAUGAAGGGCAACGAGAAGAAAGGGGAGCGCAGGAAAGUCCGUCGUAAGCGACGCAUCGUACGCAAGGAGAGCGGCAAAGAUGCCAAAGGCUAUCGCUACACAAGGGAAGUAUCCGACUAUGAGUCCUACUCUGAUUGGACCGACUCCGAGGAGGGGACGAGGCCGGCCAAGGCUGUCAAGACGACGAAGAAGAAGGAGGCGGCGGCGAGCAAGGAUGCGAAGGAUGCAAAGGAUGAGGGUAACUCCACACCUAAGGAGGAGAAGACGAAGACGAAAGCUGUCCCCGCGCCCGCUAAGCCCAAGGGCAAAGAGCCCUCCCCUCCCAAGCAGGCUUCAGCGCCGGCCAAGAAGAGCGGUAGUGGUAGCGGUACCGGCGGUGGUGGUGGGGCGGGACAGAGCAAGUUGAGUAGCUUUUUCAAAAAGGGGUGAUGAGAGUGAGCAUGAGCGGGAAAAUGUGAUCACUACCAUCUCAGCGUAUCUCGUUCUCGUAAUGACUCGCCAC
Jaminaea rosea is the source of this 1624-nucleotide messenger RNA. RefSeq lists its product as hypothetical. Gene Ontology annotation, molecular function: DNA-directed DNA polymerase activity. Gene Ontology annotation, biological process: DNA strand elongation involved in DNA replication; DNA synthesis involved in UV-damage excision repair; DNA replication. Lineage: Eukaryota; Fungi; Basidiomycota; Exobasidiomycetes; Microstromatales. Gene Ontology annotation, cellular component: delta DNA polymerase complex; nucleus. The record is from RefSeq and is a predicted model, not a curated record. Bases 67 to 1551 code for a protein of 494 amino acids. The transcript has 3 exons.